Molecule: messenger RNA, 2435 nt
Organism: Adelges cooleyi (spruce gall adelgid)
Lineage: Eukaryota; Metazoa; Arthropoda; Insecta; Hemiptera; Adelgidae
Exons: 8
Coding region: 434-2110 (558 amino acids)
Source: RefSeq, a predicted model, not a curated record
AAUUUUAAAAUUUCCAUCACUAAAUACGGUCUAGCCAUCUAAAUUUUUUUUAAUGUUUUUUCAAUAGAGGCGCCAGAAAGUAAUUCAAAACAUUGUAUUGUUAUUACUUAUCAGUAUACAUAUACAUAUAUCACAGAUACAUAUCGUAUAAUAUUUGUAAUCAGCACAGCAGGCAGUAGUGUUACUAGUUUUCUACUGAUUUCUGUACCUAUAAUCCGUUUAAAUAGUUAAGUAUAUUGACAUUUGACAGUCUGCUCGCUUCAAAACUAAUGUAAAUUAACUGCGAUAAUCGUGAUUUAACAAAAAUGUUUAAUAUUAUAUAUUAUGUUAACUAACACACACAAGUCCUCAAAUGAACCAACCAAUAUAGAUUUUGAAUAAGAUUUAUAAAAUAGAUUUCACCCUAAUUAAACAUUUACAUUGAAUCAUUCAAAUGGCUACUGUAUCGAGUCCUGUUGUUUUGGCCAAUAGUCUUAAUAAUUUGAACUUGAAUGAUAGUCAUGAAAAUCUGACUAAUCGUCCCAAUGAAUUAUCAACGCUUAAACGACAGUACGAGACUAUAUUUUCGUGGGAUGUCUAUGAAAAGACUGGCAAAAGUAGAAAUAAGCUGGCUGAAAUAAUAGAAAAAAUCGAGCAAAAAAUUGAACUUGUCUUCAUAAACAAAAACAAAUUCAGUAUUGAUGGAUUUUAUUUGCUACUAAUCCAUUGUUUUGAAACAUUUUUGGAUGGCAACUUUUCACAAGCAUUAUCUGAAAUUGAAGGCAUGAUAAACAACUUAAAACAAGUGCAUUCAGAUGACUUUUACAAUCAAAUUUCAGAUGCUUGUUUUCAUAUUACAUACGCUUCUCAAGCUUACAUUAUGAUUUAUAUGGAUCAAAACAUAAAAGAGAUAUUUUCAAAAAUUAAACCACUCUCUCAAAUGAAUAGAGCUGAAAGAGCAGCUAUAAAUGCUGUUAAGUGUAAAGUAUUCAUGGAAUAUCCACCAGCUGGCAACAAAAUUGCUUUAAACUUUGCUGAAUCGGCUCGAAAUCUGAAUGAUAAUGAAGUAAAAUGGAUUGACAUGUGGUUAAAAGUUAAAGGUCGUGAAAGAAGAUUUGACAACAAGUUUACACUUCCGUUCAGAGAAGAAUUUCUGGCUGCAGAAAAAUUAAGUACAACCUUAACAGAUCCUGAACUUUUGAUUAGAGCAUCUAAACUUUAUGAGGAAGCAGGCUUUGCUCUUAAAUUAAGUUCCAAUUGUUUGGAAUCUGAUAAUUAUUAUAAAUUAGCUUCAACUCUAGCAGUAAAAGCAUACAAUAUGGACAAAGAUGACAUAAAAACUAUGUAUAAUUGUCUCGAAAUAUUCAUGGAUCUUCCACAGAAUUUCAUGUCUGCAGAUAUGAUUUAUAAUAUAGCUAAAAAACUUAGUAAAACUCAAAACUUUAGAGUUGAUGCAAUUUUAGGAAAAUAUUUCAUGAAACGCAAAAAAGAUUAUAAUGCGGCUAAACAUCACUUGGAAAGAGCAGUCUCGAGUGGAAAUUUUACAAGUUCAUUGCAUUUAUUGAAAGUUGAAUGCUUACUAAGUUCAAAAUUCCCAGUUGUACAAUUUUUAAAUUCAUUGUAUGAUGUAUUUACUGAACCUAAAAGAAGACUUAUUAUCAUUUCACAAAUACUUUUAUAUUAUAUCUACAAUGAAAGUAAUCCAAAACAGUUAUUGCAUUUUUUGGAUGUUUACUUGGAUCAAGAUAUUGAUAAUUUACAGAAAAAACAUCAUAUCAAUGCUACUUUUCCAUUAUACCAAUUGAAAAAAAAAUUUAAUCCAAAAACAUUUUUGAAUUUAUUGACAAGGGAAAUAGAAAAUCUAAAACUUCAUCCCAAUUGGGAUUCCAAUGAGAAGAUAAUUUUAGAAAGAGUGUUGUCUAGGUUUACUGCUACAUGCAAUCCAGAACGAACGGAACAAAACAUUGUUGACGCUCUUACUUGUGUCGUUUGUCUGGAGAUUGAUAUUGCACGUGUUGUACUUAGACCUUGCGGUCAUCGUUGUCUUUGCAAAUCUUGUUGGGAGCAAUUAAGCAGUACGGCACAGUGCCCAUUGUGUCGCAGUGUAGUUACAUCAACAUUAAUUUGUUAAGUUAAUAAUAAUAUAUUUACUUGUUAACUGUUAUCCAAAGUUGUAUUAUGAUUUUUUUAUUGUACCAACAUUUUUAAAAUCUAACGGAACAUAUUUAAUUUGAAUCAUAAUUUUAACAAAUAUGAUAACUACUUAAAUUGUUUUAUUAUGUAAAUCCAUUAUUAAUUACGUUGUUACACAAGUUAUGUGUAAAAAAAAAAGUGUACAGCUUUUAAGCUAUAUGAAAUUCACUUAUGUAAAUUCAUAAAAAUAUUUAUAUUCAUGAUUAUAAAUGUUUACAAGUUGGUUGUUAUAAAAAUGUUAUUAUUUUAUCACCUAUAUUAUA